Molecule: messenger RNA, 2124 nt
Organism: Corticium candelabrum
Lineage: Eukaryota; Metazoa; Porifera; Homoscleromorpha; Homosclerophorida; Plakinidae
Product: SCO-spondin-like
Exons: 13
Coding region: 345-1946 (533 amino acids)
Molecular function (GO): protein binding
Source: RefSeq, a predicted model, not a curated record
GGACGGGGCACGAGUCAUGGCCACAGAUCAGAGCCGCUCUAGACGUCUCUGCUACGAGUGAGAGCGGCGCUAUUUCUGAUUCUCAAUGGAUAUGUUACAACUGCGAUUUUGACUUCUCAACGUCAUCUUCUGAACGUUGCUUUUUAGGCACAGAUCGGCUUCAAAUAAAUUGGACGGCAGAAAAUACGAAUGCUACUGUCACACCUGUUCCUCGACCCAUUCCUGCUUGUCCAGACAACAAAACGUUUACACAAUGUGGUACUGCGUGUCCACUAACUUGUGCUGACCCUAAUCCAAGAAUUUGUAUCACACUGUGUGUUCCUGGAUGCUUCUGUAAGAGUGGCAUGCUUUUGAAUGACUUAAAUGAAUGCGUGUCACCAGAUCAAUGUCCCGGUGCUUGUCCUGAUGGUGAAGUGUUUACAGAAUGUAGCACAUCUUGUCCGCUCAUAUGUAACGAACUUGGUUUUGGGCCAAGUGCAUGCACAACUGUAUGCGUGCGUGGCUGUUUCUGUCGUGAUGGCUUGUAUCGGAAUUCUCGGAAUGAAUGCGUGCCUCUAGGCCAAUGUCCUCCUCCUCCUCCAAUGACACCCUCUCCUUUGCCAAGUGUCUGUCCUGAUGGUGAAGUGUUCACGAAGUGUGGCACAGCUUGCCCGCUCAGAUGUGACAAAAUUGGUUCUGAGCCAUAUGCGUGCCCAGCCAUAUGCGUCGUUGGCUGUUUCUGUCCUGAUGGCUUGUACCGGAAUGCUCGGAAUGAAUGCGUGCCUCAAGACCAAUGUCCUUCUCCUCCAAAGUGUCCGAAUGGCUCAGUUUACGAUACCUGUGGAACAGCAUGUCCAUUGACUUGUGAUAGUCCUCAUCCCAGGAUAUGCACCAGGCAGUGUGUGCGUGGCUGUUUCUGUCCCACAGGAAUGCUGCAGAGAAACACUACGUGUGUUACACCUGAUGAGUGCAACAUGUGUCAUUACAAUGGUAGGACAUAUCGUAAAGGAGAGGGAUUUAAUUCUACUGAUGGGUGCAACAGAUGUAUUUGUCUUGAAGGCCAUGUUGCAUGUACAAGGAAGGCAUGUCCAGUGUUACCUCCACUGUUGUGUCCAAAUGGCAAAGAGUACAGAGAGUGUGGCACCGCGUGCCCACAGACCUGUCAAAAAGGGCCGUUGAUUUGCACUCUCCAGUGUGUACGUGGCUGCUUUUGUCCACGUGGUCUUGUAGAACACAAUGGUCAAUGCAUCAAGCCAAGCAAGUGUCCACGACAAGAGACACCCUGCGAUCAGUUGAGGAACAAUCAGACAACUACGUGUCAUGGACUCAUUGGUUGCUUUGUCACUUCUUGUGAACCCGAUGGCUCAUUCAGUAGUCAACAGUGUCAUCCAUCAACUGGUUACUGCUAUUGUGUGGAUGAUUCUGGUAACAAAUUGGAAGGUACAGAUACGGCUCCAUAUCUUGUUUCAACACUGGAUUGCACGAAACCAGUUGUUGCUGUAUCGACAUUUGCUCAAGCUAAGCCAACUCCUAGUCCAUCUAUUUGUCCCAUGAAUAAAACAUUUGGUUGUGGAUCAGCUUGCCCGCUUACUUGCUCUUAUCCAAGUGUGAGGGUGUGCACAAAAGAAUGUGUUUUCGACUGCAAUUGUCCACGUGGUUUGUUGGACGUUGGUGAUGUAUGUGUUACUCAAAAUAGUUGUUCAGGUCUUUCCAGUGGAUGUGAGCUUGUCAAGGGAAAGAAAGAAUUGAUCUACUUCAAUGGAUGUCGCAGUGUGCGGAGAGUUGUUAUUCCCAAGUGCAUGGGACAGUGCACGGUUGAAGGUUCAAGAGCACGGUGUCGAGCUACCAAUGGAUUGAAGCAGCAAAUGAUGGCAUUUCGGUGUAAACCUAAAGAGAAAGGAGCCAAAAAGUAUACGACCACCAUGCCAAUUGCUGUGGCUGAAAGUUGCAGUUGCUCUGUUGUGUAAGAGUGGAUCAAAGACAGAUGGUGAACAUGAACUUGUGGUAACAUUUUGUUCUUCAAUGCCUUCUUUGUACUAUGUGUGACUGUAAGCUGCUUUGUAGUUUGACUGAUUUUGUUGACUUUACUGAGGUUUGAUUUUGAGAUUCAGUCAAUAACACUUGUGCACAAAAUAUUAUAAUCAA